Messenger RNA from Urocitellus parryii (Arctic ground squirrel), 3745 nucleotides. NCBI's taxonomy places the organism in Eukaryota, Metazoa, Chordata, Mammalia, Rodentia, Sciuridae. The record is from RefSeq and is a predicted model, not a curated record.
GACAGGCACUUCCGGUCGGGGCCUCCCUCCUCUCCGGUUUAGGCUGCCGCCUCCCAGCCCGGCAUUCGCGGCCCCACUGGCCCKACUUCUAAGCUUCAGUUCCCAGGCCAGGCCGUGGAUGCCGGCGGGGCUGGGGAGAGCGAAGCGCCAUGCCUCGGGCUUGAUGCUCCGCCCUCUCCUCCAGUCUUCAGUCCUAAGUCUUUGGCCCUCUCCCUCUGCUUUCAGCAGUCUCUCCGCUGGGCGCUGUUGUCGACUCAGACCAGUACCUUCCAACAAGGAUAACUACGGUCGUCAUGUCCCAGCCCGGGAUACCGGCCUCCGGCGGCGCCCCAACAGGCCUCCAGGCCCAGAACGGGGCCUCUUCGACCUCGGGGUCUCCCUACACCAACGGUCCUGUUCAAAAUGCACUGAUAUCUUCACAAUUGUCAGUGAGUCAAGGAUAUAAUUUCCAGCUUCCAGGAUCCUAUCCUCAUCUAAUACCAGCAAAGACUUUGAAUCCAGUCUCUGGACAGUCUAACUACGGUGGUUCUCAGGGAUCUGGGCAAACUAUUAAUAGACCACCUGUAGCUUCUAAUACAGUGACACCUUCACUCCAUAGUGGUCCUGUUCCUCGAAUGCCACUACCUGCUUCUCAGAAUCCAGCUGCUGCACCGAUGCCUUCUGGUAGCUUUCUUCCUGGAGCCAACAUACCACCACAUUCAAAUUGGCAAUAYAACUAUCCGCCCACAGGAUCACAAACAAACCAUGGUUCUCGUGCAUCAUCCCAACCGACUGCAUUGGGGAGUACAAACUUAACAACAAAUCAUCAGUAUGUUUCUUCUGGAGACCCUUCACUUCAAAACAGCUUCAUAAAAUCAGGUAUUACAUCAAAUGCCAAUAAUGGAUCUAUGGCGGUCCAUAGUAGUUAUGAUGAAAUUGAAGGAGGUGGCUUCUUGGCAACACCACAGCUUAUUAAUAAGAAUCCCAAAAUGAGCCGAAGUGUUGGAUAUGCAUAUCCCUCUUUACCACCUGGUUAUCAGAACACAACACCACCUAGUGCAACUGGAAUCCCACCUUCUUCAUUGAAUUAUCCAAGUGGCCCCCCGGCCUUUACUCAGACUCCCUUAGGUGCUAAUCAUUUAACUACAAGCAUGAGUGGAUUAAGUCUACAUCCAGAGGGACUAAGAGUUAUCAAUCUUCUUCAAGAAAGAAAUAUGCUUCCCUCAACACCUUUGCAGCCUCCAGUUCCAAAUUUGCAUGAAGACAUCCAGAAACUCAACUGUAACCCAGAGUUAUUUCGAUGCACACUGACCAGCAUUCCUCAGACUCAGGCCUUACUGAAUAAAGCCAAACUUCCUUUGGGUCUGCUGCUUCAUCCUUUCAAAGAUCUAGUGCAAUUGCCUGUGGUUACCUCCAGUACAAUUGUGAGAUGUCGUUCAUGUAGGACAUACAUUAACCCUUUUGUCAGCUUUCUUGAUCAAAGAAGAUGGAAGUGUAACUUAUGUUACCGAGUCAAUGAUGUACCUGAAGAAUUCAUGUACAAUCCUUUGACAAGAGUUUAUGGAGAACCUCACAGGAGACCUGAAGUUCAAAACGCUACUAUUGAGUUUAUGGCUCCUUCAGAAUACAUGUUACGACCACCACAACCUCCAGUGUACCUCUUUGUUUUUGAUGUGUCUCACAAUGCAGUUGAAACUGGAUACUUGAAUUCAGUUUGCCAGAGUUUGUUAGACAAUCUGGAUUUGCUUCCUGGCAACACUAGAACAAAAAUUGGCUUCAUAACAUUUGACAGUACAAUUCAUUUCUACAGUCUUCAAGAAGGUCUCUCUCAACCUCAGAUGCUAAUAGUUUCAGAUAUUGAAGAUGUUUUUAUACCUAUGCCAGAGAACUUAUUAGUAAACUUAAAUGAAAGUAAAGAGCUUGUUCAAGAAUUACUGAAAACUUUGCCACAAAUGUUUACCAAGACUCUGGAGACCCAGAGUGCCUUGGGUCCUGCACUUCAGGCUGCCUUUAAGCUGAUGUCCCCAACUGGUGGUCGAAUGUCUGUCUUUCAAACACAGCUCCCAACGCUUGGAGUGGGAGCCCUGAAGCCACGAGAGGAACCCAACCAAAAAUCAUCUGCUAAGGAAAUACACCUGACACCUUCUACUGACUUCUAUAAGAAAUUAGCAUUGGACUGUUCUGGUCAGCAGAUAGCUGUUGACUUGUUCCUUCUCAGUGGUCAAUAUUCUGAUUUGGCUUCUCUGGGGUGUAUUUCUCGGUACUCAGCAGGUAGUGUCUAUUACUAUCCUUCUUACCAUCACCAGCACAACCCAGUCCAAGUACAGAAAUUACAGAAGGAACUACAGAGAUACCUCACUCGGAAAAUUGGCUUUGAGGCAGUUAUGAGGAUUCGGUGCACUAAAGGUCUUUCCAUUCAUACUUUCCAUGGGAACUUCUUCGUUAGGUCAACAGACUUACUCUCUUUGCCCAAUGUCAAUCCUGAUGCUGGGUAUGCAGUACAGAUGUCAGUAGAAGAAAGUCUUACUGACACUCAAUUGGUUUCUUUUCAGUCAGCACUCUUGUACACAUCAAGCAAAGGUGAAAGAAGAAUUCGUGUCCAUACUUUGUGUUUGCCAGUAGUUUCGACUCUAAAUGAAAUCUUUCUUGGAGCUGAUGUUCAAGCAAUUUCGGGGUUAUUGGCCAAUAUGGCUGUUGACAGGUCCAUGACUGCCAGUCUGAGUGACGCCCGAGAUGCUCUAGUGAAUGCCGUCAUUGACUCUCUUGCAGCUUACCGAUCUUCAGUCUUAAGUAACCAGCAGCCUGGACUCAUGGUUCCUUUCUCUUUGAGACUUUUUCCACUUUUUGUAUUGGCUCUCCUUAAACAGAAAUCAUUCCAGACUGGGACAAAUGCUCGUCUAGAUGAACGCAUCUUUGCUAUGUGUCAAGUGAAAAAUCAGCCCUUGGUUUACCUUAUGCUUACAACACAUCCCAGUUUGUAUAGAGUUGACAAUCUCUCUGAUGAGGGAGCACUCAACAUCAAUGACAGAACCAUACCUCAGCCUCCUAUCCUUCAACUCUCUGUGGAGAAGCUGAGUAGAGAUGGGGYUUUCCUCAUGGAUGCAGGCUCUGUACUGAUGCUUUGGGUUGGAAAAAAUUGUGCACAAAAUUUUCUCACCCAAGUUUUAGGAGUUCAAAACUAUGCAUCAAUUCCACAGACUAUGACGGACCUUCCAGAACUUGAUACACCAGAAUCUGCCAGAACAGUAGCUUUUAUCUCCUGGCUUAGAGAGCAAAGACCAUUUUUCCCAGUACUUUACAUAAUAAGGGAUGAAAGUCCAAUGAAAGCAAACUUCCUUCAAAACAUGGUAGAAGACAGAACAGAAUCUGCGUUAUCAUAUUAUGAAUUCCUCUUGCAUAUUCAGCAACAAGUAAAUAAAUGAACAAAUGAAGAAAUUUGACUUAGUUAUUGCUAAGGAAAUCACAAAGCAGAAUUCCUGGGAAUGUGUAAUACCUUCCUUUUCUAUUUAAAUUUGUGAACUAAUGUGAUGAUUAAGAUGUUUUCACUGUGAUUUCAACAAACUAUAGCAAAUAAAGGACUACAGCAAAGACUCAAACAUAAAACUCUGAAAAUACUGUAUUUUUCAAAUCAAAAUAUAUCUACAUAUGAUUGGAUACCUUUUUUCCUUUGCUGCCAAUUAUGUUCAAGUUGUUACAGAUUGAAAUAAGGAAAAGAUAUUAUAGAGGUAAAGUACAUUUUGUAAAAUAAAGACUUCUGUGUUCCACA